UCCGUGUCUCCGGCCCCCAGACAGAGCUGUGACCUGGCCCUACCCGCAGCAGAUGAGCCUACCCACCAUGGCAAGCCCCACUCUGAGCCCCGACUCCUCAUCCCAGGAGGCCCUGUCGGCCCCCACCUGCUCCCCCACCUCUGACUCCGAGAACCUCAGCCCCGAUGAGCUGGAGCUGCUGGCCAAGCUUGAAGAGCAGAACCGGCUCCUGGAGGCCGACUCCAAGUCCAUGCGCUCCAUGAACGGCUCUCGGCGGAACAGCGGAUCCUCGCUGGUGUCCAGCUCCUCGGCCUCCUCCAACCUGAGCCACCUGGAGGAGGACACGUGGAUCCUGUGGGGCCGGAUCGCCAACGAAUGGGAGGAGUGGAGGCGCAGGAAAGAGAAGCUGCUCAAGGAGCUGAUCCGCAAGGGCAUCCCGCACCACUUCCGGGCCAUCGUGUGGCAGCUCCUGUGCAGUGCCACGGACAUGCCAGUCAAGAACCAGUACUCGGAACUGCUCAAGAUGUCCUCGCCAUGUGAGAAGCUGAUCCGAAGGGACAUUGCCCGCACCUACCCGGAGCAUGAGUUCUUCAAGGGCCAGGACAGCCUGGGCCAGGAGGUCCUCUUCAACGUCAUGAAGGCGUACUCCCUGGUGGACAGGGAGGUGGGCUACUGCCAGGGCAGCGCCUUCAUCGUGGGGCUGCUCCUCAUGCAGAUGCCCGAGGAGGAGGCCUUCUGUGUGUUCGUGCGGCUGAUGCAGGAGUACCGCCUGAGGGAGCUCUUCAAGCCCAGCAUGGCCGAGCUGGGGCUGUGUAUCUACCAGUUCGAGUACAUGCUACAGGAGCAGCUCCCGGAUCUGAACACCCACUUCCGCUCCCAGAGCUUCCACACGUCUAUGUAUGCCUCGUCCUGGUUCCUCACACUCUUCCUGACCACCUUCCCGCUUCCUGUUGCCACUCGUGUCUUUGACAUCUUCAUGUACGAGGGCCUGGAGAUUGUGUUCCGGGUCGGCCUCGCCCUGCUGCAGGUGAACCAGACGGAGCUCAUGCAGCUGGACAUGGAGGGGAUGUCCCAGUACUUCCAGAGGGUCAUCCCCCACCAGUUUGACAGCUGCCCAGACAAGCUGAUCCUCAAGGCUUACCAGGUCAAGUACAACCCCAAGAAGAUGAAGAGGCUGGAGAAGGAGUAUGCAGCUAUGAAGAGCAAGGAGAUGGAGGAGCAGAUUGAGAUCAAAAGGCUUCGGACGGAGAACCGGCUCCUGAAACAACGGAUCGAGACCCUGGAGAAGGAGAGCGCUGCUCUGGCUGAUAGGUUAAUCCAGGGCCAGGUGACCCGGGCGCAGGAGGCGGAGGAGAACUAUGUCAUCAAGCGGGAGCUGGCAGUGGUGCGGCAGCAGUGUAGCUCGGCGGCCGAGGACCUGCAGAAGGCGCAGAGCACCAUCCGGCAGCUUCAGGAGCAGCAGGACAACCCGCGCCUCACCGAGGACUUUGUGGCCCACCUGGAGACCGAGCUGGAGCAGUCCCGGCUGCGGGAGACAGAGACGCUGGGGGCCCUGCGGGAGAUGCAGGACAAGGUCCUAGACAUGGAGAAGAGGAACAGCUCGCUGCCCGACGAGAACAACGUGGCGCGGCUGCAGGAGGAGCUGAAGGCGCUCAAGGUGCGGGAGGGCGAGGCCGUGGCCUCGGCGCGGGAGCUGAAGCUACAGUUGCAGGAGCUCUCGGACACCUGGCAGGCCCAUCUGUCCCGCGGCGGCCGCUGGAAGGAGUCCCCGCGGAAGCUGGUGCUGGGCGAGCUGCAGGACGAGCUGAUGAGCGUGCGUCUGCGCGAGGCCCAGGCUCUGGCCGAGGGCCGCGAGCUGCGCCAGCGCGUGGUGGAACUCGAGACGGCAGGGGACGACCUGGAGGUCUCAGGACUGGACGAGCAGGAAGCUCCCUCCCAGCAGUCCCCCUUCUGGGACAAGGGCAGCGCUGCUGGGAAGGCCCAGGAGCUAAAGGCCUGA
This is a messenger RNA of Suricata suricatta (meerkat), 1978 nucleotides long. It is a transcript of the gene EVI5L, whose product is annotated as ecotropic viral integration site 5 like. The transcript has 16 exons. Lineage: Eukaryota; Metazoa; Chordata; Mammalia; Carnivora; Herpestidae. The record is from RefSeq and is a predicted model, not a curated record. The coding region runs from base 53 to 1978 and encodes 641 amino acids.